Molecule: messenger RNA, 4273 nt
Organism: Klebsormidium nitens
Lineage: Eukaryota; Viridiplantae; Streptophyta; Klebsormidiophyceae; Klebsormidiales; Klebsormidiaceae
Source: the annotation of a GenBank genome assembly
GCACUGGCAGGGGCGCUAGCUGCACACAAAUUUACCACUAGUUCAGGAGUUAACUGUCAGGCCAUGGCUGCAGAAGAUGAGAUGCUGACGGCAUGGCUGCAGCAGCCUGAAUUCCGCCUCUUGCAAAGCAAAUGAAGCUACCUAGUCCUCUGGAGAACAAACUUCCCUAGAUUCUGGCUCGGAUGGACAGAGAUUCAAAAGACGCUGCGAGGAUGAAUCCAGACAAGGGUGGGGCUGGCGCCAAAGUUAGCGCAGCAGAGGCUGCGGGUAAGCAAGGACUAAAAGGGGGCCCCAAGGGCGUCCCUUCGGCCCUCGUGCCUCCUAACCUGACAGAGCGUCAACAACUGGCCCUCCUGCUGAAACAGACAAAGACUGAGUCAGUUCCGGCACCUUCCGAAAGCGACUCUGAGGUCAGCGAUGACAGCGACGAUGACGGGAGCUCGAGCGGGGGGGAUAACAGGAGGAAGCGGAAAGGGGGCCACGGCGAGAGGGAGAAUGUGAAGCGUCCAAGAGGGGAGGGGAAGCAGACGGGUGACCCCGAACGAAGCGAGAUGGAUGAUAGAAGAAGAGGGGACGAGAAGAAGGAGGACGAGGGCAGGAAGCAGAUAAGAGAUGGUCAAGAAGGGGGCAUAAGGGAUGGAGAUGGACAAGGUUUGGACGAAACGGCGCCCGCAGGUUUCGGACAUUCGGGCGGCCGUCUUCCGCCCCCGAUUCCAAUGCCGCGGGGGAUGGGAAAGCGGACGAGAGUGCGGCAGCGGAGAACCGGUGCAGGUGAUCUGAGGCUGCAUGAGGGCAGUGGGAGCGGGGAGGACGAUGACGAUCCACUGCCCGUGUGGCGUCCCGAGGAGUUUGCGUCCUGGCCCCCGGCAAAGCAGGCAGCGUGGAACAAUCUCGCGAUUGACGCCAACGCAUUUUACGAGAAGUACGCACCCCCAGGUCACGAGUUGGACCUCGGGGAAUGGACUUUGGAGGAGCAAACCCGCUUCGUGCAAAUGCUGAAGGAUCACCCGGUUGAGAACGACCAGUGGGGGCUCUUCUCCAUGCACUUCCCAAGCCGCAACGGGAUGCAGUGCCGUCAACUCCACGCGAAGCUGGUCAAGUCGGGCGUCAUCAGUACCGAUCGGCAAGCUGCUUCAAGCGGUUCCGAUGCUCUGACACCUGUCGCCGCGGCUCCGAGCCCCGGGACUUCGGACGCAACCCCCGCCAAGAGAGACGAUCCCAAUCGGAGCGAAGUGCAAAAGAGGCCGAAGCAGGACGGGGACGCGGGAUUGCCUCCGCAGAAAGAUGCUGGAGCGGACGAGAGGCCCGGUGUUCCUUUGAGAACAAACGACUACAGGGAAUCGAGCAAGCAAGACGGAAUCGGCGGACUCCGAGGGGAAUCAACAAAAAAGGAUUUGUCGAAACGUGAAGCUGGUGAAGAUCAGCUACCAAAGAAGAUUGAGGCGGGGCGGGGUUCCUUGGAGCGGCGCCCCUCGGGAGACAAGGGAAAUCUGGCCGUGAACGAAAGGGGACGGAAACCGGUGGAGAGUGAAAGGGGCGAGGACGAGCAAAAGGGUGACCGAAGAUCGGCGAUGACUACAGACGGGGAAGCAGGAACAGAGGAUGAGGAGACAGUGGGUGGGUCUGGAAAGGUCGAGUCGAGGGCUGUAGUCCAAGGAAAAGACGAUGCAACGAAGGGGGGGCAUGGAGCGGAGACUUCUUUCGACACGCAGCGGGUCAAGGGUGACGUCAGCGGGAGAGAUGACGUCAGCAAGAAGGACGGCGUCACCGGGCCAGCUCCAGGGACGGUGUCUCGACCCGUAGAGGGCGUACGGAUUUUGCACUUGGGCGGAGGAGCGGAGGGGAAGGGGAAGGAGAAGGGGUCCGACAUGCCCAAAGUGACUGUAAAGCCCAUCACUGCGGCUGACAUGGCGCCGAGGGCCAAGGGCGAGGCGCCAGGUGGCGGCCAUCGGAAGCACAGGGACAAGAACGACAGGAUGGCGGGGGUCAAGAUCAUCCGGAGGAACACGGACGCGCCGACAAGUGUCACCUUGGUGCGGCGCCACCUGGCGCCACACCUGAUGGCCAAGGCGCCAGCUGUCGCGCUAGCGCUGCCCGCGAUCGCAAAGCCGGUGGGGGCCGGCCCGGCCGCCGCCCCUGGGAAACAGAUGCGCAUGCCGAACGGGAAGUUUGGGCCGUCGAUGCAGCCGAAGCCGAAAAGCUCGGACGAGGGGGGGGGUCCGAUCACGCUGUACCGGAUGGUAGACGGGGAGAAAGUUUCGCUGACCAUCCGGAAGCGAGAGGGGGAGGGGGAGGACGGCGAAGUCAAGAAGCGGUCGCAUAAACCGGGGGUGGAUUCUGAGGGCGAAGCGCCGAAGGGGCUGACUGUGGUUCUGGGGGGAAAGACGGUGCACAAGCGGAAGCGGUUGAGCGACCCCGCGCGAGCGGCGUCGCCCGCGAGGGAGCGCGCGAAGGAGUCCGAAGCGGGGGGACUAAAGCGGCGGGAAAGCUCCGACGCGCUCUUCAAGGCCGUGAAAAAGGUGCGGAUUCGGCAUCCCGCGUCGGAUGCAGACCCCGGGGGGGGGGAGGGGACCCCCCCGGGGCGAGAUGACAAGCAGCCGAAGAAGCGGAAACGGAUGGGGGGGGAGGCUCCACUACGGUGGGCGUUUGCGACCACCCCCCGGCUCGCGUCAAAUCCGUCAACCCCCCACAGUAACGCGGAGGGGGGGCAGGCAAACCACGAUGAAGAAGGGGGCAGCUUUCAACAACCGGGGGGCAUGUCGGCACGCGUUUCGAGUAGAGAGCUGCAGCAACUUUUGCCCGCUAGCAGCCCGGCGUAUUCACCCCUCCUUUCGCUGGCCAGCUCGAGGAAGCGCGACCGAGACGUGUUAAACGGCCCCUUCCGCAGGGCCGGGGGAGGGUUCGAAGAUCCGCAGCCGCCAAUCCACACGAGGAGGCUCUUGGCGGCGUGUAAGCUGCUCGGGGUGCUGGACCGGAGAGAGGCCAAGUGGCACGCCAGCGUUUCGGGGGGGUGGAAAGAUGGGGCAAACGGCCGGUUGCAGGACCCCUCGGAAGCGAAGGAAGAUCCAACUCGAGCUGUGGAGGACGCUAUUGAAGGCAGCGAAGAGGCGCCAAGGGUUCCAGACGACCCCCCCGAAACGGGACCAGAUACUAUGCAGAUUGACGACGCGCACCCCGAGGCUGAAAAAGCCCCUGCGUCUGCGAACGAACCCCCUAAAACUGAAACCGUUCCCGUGGAAGAAGGACCGGACCCCCCCGAAACGAAAGCGGGUGCUCCGGACAGGCAAGAAAACGAAGCUGUGGGUGCGGAGAAGACUGCGGAUUUGGAGGCGCCUUCGGGAGGGGGGACGGAGGGUGAUCCCUCGACGGAAGGAGAAUUGGGGAAAGUACCAGAGGCAAUUUUGCGGAGAAGGGAAGAGCUCUUUGCUGAGCGGGUCAAGCUUCAGAAGAGGUGGCUCUUCGAUUAUGAAAUCCUGGAGAGUAGCUUUGAGCGGCAGUACGAGCGGGCGCUUGACGACGAACCUGCCACGGAUGAGGAGAAAGGCGCGGCCGCCGCAAGUACGUCAAACCACGCUCUACGAUCGACCAGGGGACAAGCAGAGGGAGCGCACCCCUUCCUCCGGAGCGCGGACGGCGCCUCGCCGGCGGUUCCGCACCAGAUGUCGAAGAGGUACGUGGAGGUGCUGUUCGAGCGGUGCCGGGAGGACCUUCUGCGGCGGUACCAGAUGGAAGCGGACACUUUGGACAACUGGCACAGGUGGUUGGCGGAAAGUUCGGGGUCGCUUGCCGCGGCCGCUCGGAUCGCGCUCGAGCAAAUUCCUCUUGAUCCCCGGCACCUAAUAGAUGUAUGAUCCACAAGCUGACGGACGACAGUCCACAGAAAUGUGUACAUAGGACCAAAGCAAGCGCAAUAAGUCUUGAGAACGAAAGAGAAGACACUCUUAUCUGUUCCUGCAAAUCGAUGUGGAGAAAACCCACUUUGCUUGCCGUGUUUGUUGCCUUCAUAUAGGCUAGUACUUUGAUCACUUCAUUGGGCACGGUCCUAACAUUUGGUUAGUACCAAGCAGUCGCAUGCGACUAAAAUUGAAUCUGCCGCGCGAUGGGGGGAAUUGGCAUUGCAAGGUGCAUGUAGGUGCAGUCGCGCACUCGGGUUUUUGUGAUUCUUGUACGCUUCUUAACAUACAGCCCAUCAGUGUACGAUCGGAUCGAUAGCAUUGGUUAAGUUAGCCACCGAGGUUCCGUCAUUUCGACAUGACCGUACAGUGCAGGCCCG